UCCUCUGCACUGUUGGGUGCACCCGCGAGUGCGAUCAUAACCAGGUCUAUGUUCGAUACGUUAUUCCGUGGCCGGACGUAAUGACCGCCGAGCCCGCGAAGUUGCCUCCAUAGCCGAGUUACGAGUGUCGUGCGGCCGAAAGUGCUGGAGCGGAACGCACAUGAGUUCUUCCGUAGCGGAAGCCGGCUGUGAGCAGACGAUGCGCUUGAAUAGGUUUGUGCUACGAAAAGAUACGGAUCAGACCUCGAUGCUUGGCACGGGUCGGCAAUCGCAGCUUGGCGAUCAACGCAUUGGGAUGCAGCUUCAAAAUGCCGAUCGGAAUCGGGCCAAUUGCACUGGCCAAGUUGGCACACUGCGAUGGCGAGAAGGCCUUGGCCCGGGCCGGCAAGAUCUAUGGGGGUACCCUUUGUUCUCAGUGCGUUAUCUAGUGUAUCGUUGGAAGACGUUGCAGAAGCCAUUCCAAGGUGUCCAAAAUGGUUUCAGUUGUUUAUUUUUAAGGAUCGAGAAAUGACAGAAAAUCUAAUUCGAAGGGCGGAACGUGCUCGGUACAAAGCCAUUGUAGUGACAGUUGAUACGCCUGUGAUUGGAUUGCGGAGGUCGGAGAUGAAGAAUCCAACAAGUUUGCCCUCGAAAGUUACAUAUGCAAACUUUUUGUCCUCCUCAUAAUAAUGUGUGCUCAAAAAUAUAUCGGAAUAUGUGAGAAAUCAGUAUGAUCCAACAGUGGGGUGGGAUUCACUGCGGAUGGCUGUUAAGUAUUACGAGUUUGCCGGUGAUUUUGAAGGGUGUUCUAACGAAGAGAGGAUGCUCUGAUGGCGGCGGAUUAGGUGUGCAAGGGAUUAUUGUCUCCAAUCAUGGAGGACGACAACUGGAUUCUGCCCCAAGCUACGAUCGAAGUCCUCCCGGAAAUUGUCGAAGCUGUUGGAGAUCGUGUUAUGGUGAUGGCCACGAUGGCGGUAUUACACAGGGCACCGACAAUUUUCAAGCCAUUGCAUUAGGUGCAAAAAUGGUAUUCGUAGGACGAGCAGCCUUAUGGGCCUAGCGGUAAACGGUCAGAACGGAGUCGAAGAUGUACUGGAUUUACUUCGAGUCGAACUGGACUCAGCGAUGGCAAUUGCUGGCUGCAAGACGAUGAAGCAGAUUACAGAGAAUCGUGUGCGAUACGAAUCGGAGUAUUUGAUGCCACGAGUGCGGGUCCUAGAGCGGCUGGAUGCUAACAUCGAAGAAGACGACGCUGUGGUUGAGCACGUGGUGGUGGUAGAUGACCCCAGAGACGACGAAGAGCGAAUAUCGCCGGACCAAGUAGUGGAAGUUCUGGUACCAACUGGCGAAGAUGGUUUGGCCAAGUUCCCCAAGGGAAGCGAUGGUGUGGACGAAUGUGGGAAGACCGUCAGUCCGUGGUGCAAAACGGUCAAUAGUGAUGUUGUUGAAGUGGUACGAGCACCACCCAGAAUUACGAGGGAGGUACGAAUAGUGCCCGAAGUUGCGAAAGUGCUCAACAGAAAUAUUAAAGCAGAUAUUGCUCGGAGGGAUUAUCUUAAAAAUCGCUGUUCCAAUAGAAAAAGCAGCAUCUAUGCACAAUUUGCGCAGUAUUGUAAAAUCAACUGAAGAUUGUCGAUGUAUUAUGUAGGAUCUAGAAUAUAUUGUAUAUACAUUUACCUUCGAGUAUUCAAUGAAAUA
This is a messenger RNA of Aedes aegypti (yellow fever mosquito), 1677 nucleotides long. RefSeq lists its product as uncharacterized. The transcript has 2 exons. The coding region runs from base 1030 to 1605 and encodes 191 amino acids. NCBI's taxonomy places the organism in Eukaryota, Metazoa, Arthropoda, Insecta, Diptera, Culicidae. The record is from RefSeq and is a predicted model, not a curated record. Gene Ontology annotation, molecular function: oxidoreductase activity.